AUGAAACAUCUUUGGCCGUUGGUGGUGUGGAUACUUCUAUCCCUGUGUCCGGCCGAAUCUCUGAGAGGACUCGGCCACGGACUAAGGAGGGAAGUGUUCUUCCUGAACCUCGAGGACGGCUACUUCGGAUGUCAGGUGAACGAGUCGACGGACAUCCUGCAGCUCCUCGAACUGUCCAAGCUAUGCGACAGUAACGUCGACUGCUACCAAGGCACGGACGAGCAACGCAAUAGGCUAAAGUGUACAGACGACUGCACGAAGGAGGACGGGACCAGGUGUCUGAACGGCGUCUGUCUCGACUCCGUCUGCCAUUGCAACGACGGUUUCGGUGGUUGCAAUUGCCAGGUACCAGACAUCAACGAGUGCGAUAACCCGGUUUUUGCCGCGAGAUGCGUCGAGAACGCGGAAUGCUGCAAUCUGCCCUCGAAUUUCCUCUGCAAAUGCAAACCUGGCUACAUCGGCGACGGCGAGGUCCAUUGCGAGGAUGUGAACGAGUGCGCGAUAGCCGGAGCGUGCGCCGACAAUGCCGUCUGCAACAAUAUUCCGGGGAAUUACACCUGUGCAUGCCAAAACGGCUUCACGGGAGACCCGUACGAAACCUGUAUCGAUAUCAACGAAUGCAACUACGCGGGUGCUUGCGGAAGGGGUGCGUUGUGCGUGAACCUGCCGGGCUCCCACAAAUGCGAGUGUCCCGAGGGGUAUAACGGCAAUCCUGAGGAAGAAUGCGUGGACAUCGACGAAUGCCUGCGUAGUCCUUGCGGUCGUUCAGCUCAGUGCACAAACGUGCACGGCAGUUUCCGCUGUUCUUGCCCGGAAGGAAUGAGCGGCGAUCCUUGGUUAGGCUGUCACGAUGUAAACGAGUGCGAGGAGGGCACGCCUUGCGGCACGGACGCGGAGUGCGUGAACACAGAGGGUAGUUUCGAGUGCAGAUGCCAGGCUGGCUAUCAAAUGGACCCGACGCACGGUUGCAUCGACGUGAACGAGUGCAGUCGGCCGGAUGCAUGCGCGGAGAACGCAAGAUGCAUCAACGUGCCUGGAUCGUACAAAUGCAUCUGUCCCCAGGGCUUCAUCGGUCAAGGACUAACAUUGUGCGAAAAUGUGAACGAAUGCGAGAGAAACCCUUGCGGAGAGAACGCUGAAUGCAGCGACACGAUUGGCAGCUUCGUAUGCAGUUGCAAGGCGGACUACACUGGGGACCCGUUUAAGGGAUGCAGCGACAUCGACGAGUGUACAGCGUUGGAGAGCCCCUGUGGAAGGUACGCUAUUUGCAAGAACAGCGAGCCCGGGUACAACUGCGUCUGUCCACCGGGAUACAGUGCCAAUCCCAACCCGACAGUCGCUUGCGAACAGACCGACGUGACUACGCUUUGCAAAUCGAACUUCGACUGCGUGAACAAUGCCGAGUGCAUAGAAGGACAAUGCUUCUGCAAGAACGGGUUUAAGGCUGUUGGAGCUGAAUGCGUGGACGUAGACGAGUGUCUUUCGAACCCCUGUGGACCUGCAUCGAUCUGCAGCAAUACUAAGGGAAGUUACCAUUGCGAGUGCGAGUCUGGUUUCGUUGGAACUCCACCACACAUACCCUGCAAAGGGUUGAUUGUAACCGUGUUUCUAUUUCUCACAGCACCCUGUGACGAAGUAACUUGUGGAGACCACGCGUUCUGCAAAGCGGAUGGCCACGAAGCUUAUUGCAUCUGCGAAGAUGGCUGGACCUUUAAUCCGAACGAUAUUGCUGCUGGAUGUGUUGAUAUAAACGAAUGCGACGCGAUAAAUGGUCCUUCGGGACGUUGCGGUAAAAAUGCAAUUUGUACUAAUACUCUGGGUGGAUUUAGUUGUCAAUGCAAACCUGGAUUUUCUGGAAAUGCCUUCAAACAAUGUCUAGACGUAGACGAAUGUGCCAAGCUAGACUCCUGCGGCCAUGGUGCUACUUGCACCAACACCGAGGGUUCUUAUUCGUGUACCUGCCCAGAAGGCACUAUCCCGGAUCCAGACCCUUACAUCAAGUGCGUCGGUAUAGUUACUUGCGAGGUCGAUGGCGACUGCCCUGGAAAUGCCAUUUGCGAUCCACAGAAACGUUGCCUGUGCCCUGAACCCAACGUUGGCAACGACUGCAGACAUCCAUGCGAGGACCUGACUUGCGGACCGAAUGCUCACUGUAUGCUGUCCAACGACGUGGCUACUUGUCUCUGUCGCAAUGGUUACACAGGAAAACCCGGAGUGAAGGGAGGCUGCAGGGACAUCGACGAGUGCGCCAUUAAUCCGUGUCCUCAAGGGGCAAUUUGCAAUAACGAGCCAGGAUCCUUUUCCUGUCAGUGUCCCAGUGGUACCACAGGGGAUCCUUACAGCGGUGGCUGUCAGGAAUCGAAGGCUCCUCAUGUCUGUGGACCAAGCACACCGUGUCCCGCUGGAGAACAGUGCAUCAAGGACGAAUUCGUGGGUAGCAGCGUGUGCAUUUGUCAGAGAGGAUAUACUAGGGAUCAUGAGACCGCCAAGUGUAGAGACAUCAACGAGUGCAUGGAGCUCAGAGAUAAACCUGCUUGUGGUGUUAACGCCAUUUGUAAGAAUUUACCCGGAAGCUACGAGUGCCAGUGUCCACCUGGGUUUAACGGCAAUCCGUUCUCUCUGUGCGAAGAGUGCAACAGCAUCGAGUGCCAAUGUCAGCCUCCGUAUAAGAUCGUCAAUGGUAAAUGCAUGCUGGCCGGAUGUUCCAAGGGUGAGAAGUGUCCCAGUGGUGCAGAAUGUAUCACUAUUGCUGGCGGAGUCAGCUACUGUGCUUGUCCCAAAGGCUACACUACCAAGGCUGACGGUUCUUGCGAAGACAUAAACGAGUGCAUCGUUGGACACCAAGUGUGUGGCUACGGAGCAGAGUGUAUUAACCUUCCAGGAUCCCAUCAGUGCGUCUGUCCACACGGUUAUGGUGGAGACCCAUACAACGGUCUGUGCUCUCCAGCUCAGAAAAGAUGCACGAACGACAACGAGUGUAAGGCCAACGAGAAAUGCGUGCAGCCUGGCGAGUGUGUCUGUCCUCCGCCAUUUUACACGGACCCUCUCGAUGGAAACCUCUGCAAGAAUCCUUGUGACCGAUUCCCAUGCGGUAUCAACGCGAAGUGCACACCGAGCGAUCCACCAAGGUGUAUGUGCGAGGCUGGCUACGAAGGAGACCCCCAACAUGGCUGCGUCGACGUGAACGAGUGCGCGAAUAAUCCCUGUGGACAUGGCGCCUACUGCAUCAACACCAAGGGCGACCAUAUCUGCGAGUGUCCAAAGGGUACAGUGGGCGAUCCUUAUGGCGGUGGUUGUACCGGAGUCGUUGUUCCAAAGAACGAGUGUUCCUCUAACGACGACUGUGAUAACAUCUUCGCCUGUGUGAACGGCAGAUGCGUGAAUCCUUGCGACAAUAUACCCUGUGGGCCAAACGCCUACUGCGAGCCCGACAAGCACGCUGCCUGGUGUCGGUGUGUUAUCGGAUUCGUAGAAGGCAAGAACAACGAAUGCGUUUCACAGUGCGAUGGCUUCGUCUGUGGCUCUGGGGCACAGUGCAUCGUGAGCUAUAGCGGACCAACGUGCAAGUGCAUCGAGGGUUUCAUGGGUAACCCGUUCCCUGGCGGUCAGUGUCAACCGGAUGUCUGUUCUCCGGAAGUGCCCUGUGCGGAGCCAAGCGUGUGCAUAAGUGGAAGAUGUAAACGACGCUGCGAAGGCAUCGUCUGUGGUGUUGGUGCCUCUUGCGACCCGGCGACCAACAAGUGCGUGUGCAAUCCGUAUUUCAUCGGGAACCCUGACCUCCUUUGCAUGCCUCCGAUUCAUCCAGCUGUCUGCGACCCUGCUUGUGGAUCCAAUGCUCACUGCGAGUACACGUUGCAAGAAUCAAAGUGCGUGUGCAAUCCAGGUACAAGUGGAAACCCGUACCACGGUUGCGGGGUGCAACAGAAGUCUGAUUGUUCCACUGCACUCUGUGGCAAGGAUGCCCACUGCAACGCUGGUCCGAAUGCCGUCGAAUGCUUGUGUCCUCCUGGAUACGCAGGAAAUCCGUAUAUUCAGUGUCACGAUAUCAACGAGUGCAAUGGAAACGCUUGCGGUGGUAACGCGGUGUGCAUCAACACCAUUGGUAGCUACGAUUGUCGUUGCAAAGAGAGCUUCUUCGGCAACCCCUUCAUCGGUUGUCAGCAAGUCCAAGUCGGUGCCUGCACCGACCCUGCGACCUGCACCUGCAGUGACUCGGUUCCCUGUCCGUUCGAUUAUAGCUGCGUGGCUGGCAAGUGCAUAAAUCGGUGCAGUGACGUGAAAUGUGGUCCCAGAUCUGUUUGUCAGGACGGUACUUGCGUUUGUCCACCUGGCUACAGCGGCAAUCCCAAUGACCUAACGAAAGGCUGCUACCUUCAUGGCCACUGCUCGAACGAUCUCGAUUGCGAACCUCAACAAAUCUGCUUCCAAGUUGGAAAAGGCGUUAGGAAAUGCGUGGAUGCGUGCAGCAAGCUCCAGUGUGGUCCCAACGCGUUGUGUGUCACUCAGAAUCACGUGUCUUCGUGCUUGUGCGUCGACGGCUACCAAGGGAACCCUAGCAAUCUGAUAUGCAGGAACACCUGGAUUGGUGCUCGCGAGUGCGUGAAUCCGUGCAGCAAAGUGGUCUGUGGAGCUCAUCAAAAGUGCGAGCCUGACAUAAUCCCUGGUCAUGCCACUUGCAAGUGUCAAGACGGCUACGAGUGGAAUCCGAUACUGUCAUCGUGCGAGAAACCAUCCGUUCCUGAUUGUAUAUCCGACGACGACUGUCACAUCACGGAAGCUUGCAGACCUGAUGCUCUCGGUGUGUUGAAGUGUAUCUCAGUGUGUCGAAGCUUCACCUGCGCGAUUAAUUCUCAGUGCGUGGCUGAGAGACACCGUGGUCGCUGCGAGUGUCUACCUGGUUUCAUCGGCAAUCCAAACGAUCGUCAGGGUUGCCAGACACCUAGAAAGGAUCAGUGUUCCACCGACAGUGAGUGUCCAGAGGAUCAGACCUGCAGGAGCACCAAGGAGGGUCUCCUGACAUGUCAGCCGGUCUGCAAUUUCGUUUCAUGUGGUCCAAACGCUUUGUGCGUGGUUCAUAAUCACGUAGCUAAUUGCGAAUGUCCACCUGGCCUCUACGCUGGUGAUCCUAACGACGUGGUUAAGGGAUGUCGAGCGGUUCCUUGCGUCUACAACAUCGAUUGUCCACCUACUCAGCUUUGCAAUAGAUUGACGCACACUUGUUACGACGCUUGCGACGAAAAUGCUUGCGGCGUGAACGCCGUUUGCAUCGCGGAUGAUCACAGAGCGAUCUGUCAGUGCCCACCUGGACUGAAACCUAAUCCUGUUCCUGACGUGGAGUGUGUCGCCAUCGAAGCUUGCCAUCCUAGUCCCUGUCACGAAACGGCUCUGUGUGUCCCAGGACCUACCAAUAAUCCCGUCUGUCAGUGUCCAUCGAAUUUUGUCGGGGAUCCUUACUUGAAAGGUUGCCAACCGGAAGGCUACUGCGCCAGUGCUAAGGAUUGUCCAGUGCAUUCCAUCUGUCACAACCAUCGCUGUGCCAAUCCCUGUGAAAAUGCCUGUGGAUCGAAUUCCAUUUGUGAUGUCAUUAAUGGACAACCCACUUGCAAGUGCAUUCAUAAAUUUAUUCCAUCCUCGAAGGGUCCACAAGAUGGUUGCGUCCGCGCCUCGAACUAUUGCAACGUCGAUGCUGAUUGCGAGGAAAGCGUCUGUCUCGAAGGACAAUGUAUAGCUGUUUGUCGAAUGGCCACCGAUUGCUCAGAUGGUGAAAAAUGUGUGAACAACAAAUGCAUGAUCCCUUGUGUCACUCACACGCAGUGUCAGACAGAUCAGGCUUGCGUCAACGGACUGUGUAUUCUGGGUUGUCGAAGCAACAAAAAUUGUCCUUCGACGGAAUCCUGUAUCAAUAAUAAGUGCCAAGAUCCAUGCAAGAGGAAGGAUGUCUGCGGUCCAAACGCGAUUUGCAGCUGCACUAAUCACGCCACGACCUGCACCUGUCCCCUCGGUUUUCAUGGGAAUCCCACUCCUCAACAGGGGUGUGUCAGAGUGCCAAAUAUCUGCGAGGGUCCACAGGACUGCCCCAGCCAGCACCUGUGUGUCUCUGGCUUCUGCCAGUGCCAAUGCAGCGAACAGAAUAAUUGUGCCGAAGGAGAACGCUGCAAGAGUGGAAUAUGCGUGAAAGUGUGCUAUAGCGACAGCAAUUGUUUGCCAGGUGAAUUGUGCAUCGACGGCGUGUGUGAAGUAGGUUGCACCUCGGACGUUGGUUGCAACGAUAACGAGGUGUGCAUCAACAACAAAUGCAAGUGCAGUCACGGGUUCAUCGCUGGACCAGAGCACUGCUUAGACAUCAACGAGUGCGACGAUCAUCCGUGUCACUCGAGUGCAGAGUGCGUUAAUCUUCAUGGGUCCUAUCGCUGUGUCUGCCCACAAGGCACAGCUGGCGAUCUCGUGGGAUCUGGUUGUGUAAUCCCUCACCAGUGUACAGUGCACACGGAUUGUCCCGAUUCGCAAGCUUGCAUCCAACACAAUUGCACCGACCCUUGCUCUCAGGUCGACUGUGGGCUGAACACAGUUUGCUCUGUUCUCGAUCACACAGCCGCCUGUCAGUGUCAACCUGGUUACAUUGGAGACUCUUCUGGCUGCUUUAAAGUGGAAUGCCUCUCUAACAACGACUGUCCCACUGACAAGUACUGCAAUCAGGACACGAACAAAUGCAGCAGUCCUUGCAACCAAGUCAACUGUGGCUACGGCAACUGCAUAGCAUCUGAUCACACUGGAAUAUGCAAAUGUUAUCCUGGCUUUGAACUAGUGGGUGACAUUUGCGGAGACGUUAACGAAUGUUUGGAGAAUCCUUGCCACUCUUCUGCAGUUUGUCAGAACACGGAAGGCUCUUACGCUUGCGUCUGUCCUCACGGUCUGGUUGGAGAUCCUUUCAAGUCAGGCUGCAAACAACCAGGGGACUGCUUCACGGACUUCGAUUGCCCGAAUUCUGCCGCCUGUAUUGACAACAGAUGCUCCAAUCCCUGUGACGUGUCAUCUGUCUGUGGUAAAAAUGCUGAGUGCUUCGUUCGGGAUCACGUUCCGCUUUGCAGGUGUCCUGGCCAGACCACUGGCAACCCAGCGUCGGAGUGUAUUCACCUGGAGUGCAACUACCACAGCGAUUGUAGCGCUUCAGAUGCAUGUUUCAAUCACAAAUGCGUCGAUCCUUGUUCCCUCUCCAACGUUUGUGGGCAAGGAGCAGAUUGUUCUCCUCUAAAUCAUAGCGCUGUGUGCACCUGUCAACCUGGUGGCACGGGAGAUCCCAAUCUGGGCUGCACACCUGUUCAGUAUUGUAAAUCAGACUCCCAAUGUGCCACAGGUUCAGCUUGCAAUGGAGGAAUAUGUACUGCGCUCUGUGGUAGCACAAGAGAUUGCAUUGGUGACCAGCUCUGCAUCAAUGGCCUCUGUCAGCCUACCUGCAAGAGCAACUCCAGCUGUCCCGAGUAUCAGUACUGUCACAAUAAUAUCUGUGUGCAAGAAUUGCGUUGUGUGUCCGAUGAUGACUGCAGCGUCGACGAAAAGUGUAUCAAGAACAACAUUGGUCAAGCAGAAUGUCAAAAGUCUUGCGACCUGGUCCUCUGUGGACGACGAUAA
This is a messenger RNA of Eufriesea mexicana, 7629 nucleotides long. Its product is annotated as fibrillin-2-like. Gene Ontology annotation, molecular function: calcium ion binding. Lineage: Eukaryota; Metazoa; Arthropoda; Insecta; Hymenoptera; Apidae. The transcript is spliced from 28 exons. The record is from RefSeq and is a predicted model, not a curated record. Bases 1 to 7629 code for a protein of 2542 amino acids.